Messenger RNA from Meloidogyne enterolobii, 1597 nucleotides. The record is from the annotation of a GenBank genome assembly. Lineage: Eukaryota; Metazoa; Nematoda; Chromadorea; Rhabditida; Meloidogynidae.
UUGUUGUCCUUGUCCUUUGUUUUUUUUUCAUUAUUUUUCAAUCGUCUAAAUAUUUUGAGAUUUUCUGAGAUUUUAGCAAUACAGGUCAAAUGGAAUGAAUGGAUGGAUCUGCAACAACUGGUCAAUGGAUGACAACCAACAAAAGAGAAAAUGGACGAGCAAGGAUGAGCAACAGCAACAAUAACCAUAAUUUACUGUCUGUCUAUUUACUACAAUGUCAAUUGCACCAACAUACCAUAUUCAUAAGCCAAAUGUUCCCAUACUUAUGGAGGAUAUAUUUGGAUGGGUACGAGAAGGAAAUGCAUUUCAAGUGAGAGUAUGGUUGGAUGACACAGAGCAUGAUCUAAAUGUUGGGGAUGAUCAUGCAUUUUCUCUAUUGCAUUGGGCUGCCAAGGAAGGUCAUCUUUCAAUUGUAGAAAUGCUCCUAAAUAGAGGGACCUUAAUAAAUGCUACAAAUAUGGGGGAUGAUACGGCAUUGCAUUUAGCAGCUGCUCAUGGUCAUAGACAAGUUGUUGUGAAACUUUUGUCGAAGAAAGCAGAAGUAAACACACCUUUACAUUAUGCAUGCUUCUGGGGAUACGAACAGAUUUGUGAAGAUUUGAUUCGUGCUGGCGCACUUGCAAUGAUUUGUAAUAAAAGGGGAUUAACCCCUUUAGAUGUCUGUCAACCUCAAGUCAGACAAUCUAUCUACGAAAUUGCUUUGAGCAGUGGACAAAAUCCACAGCAAAAGAUACAAUACAAUGGUGAUAGCUGGCGUAAUACAAAAACGAAGAGAUCUCGUGAGGCAACUUGGUCUAGAUUUACUGGUGUUGAUUUGCAAUCUCUUGCCUUAACUAAACAAAUUGCUCAAUCUCAUUCUGGCACUCUUUACCGAGGAAAAUGGCAAGGAAAUGAGAUCAUCGCGCGCGUUCUUAAUAUCCCAGAAGUUACACAGCGAAUUUCGCGCGAUUUUGCCAAUGAAUUCCCGUUGUUAAGGAUAUUUGCAAGUGCACAUAUAAACCCAGUUUUGGCUGCGGUGAAUCAACCACCAAAAUUGAUUCUAAUAAGUCAAUUUAUGCAUUUUGGCUCUCUUUACAAUGUGUUGCACGGCGAAUCAUCUGUUGUUAUUGAUCAUACGCAGGCGACUCGUUUCGCAUUAGACAUCGCCAAAGGGAUGGCAUUUCUACAUUCAUUAGAUCAGCCAAUACUUCGUUUCUAUCUUAACUCCAAGCAUGUUGUCGUCGAUGAAGACCUAAACGCCAAAAUUUCUCUUUCAGAUACUAAGUUUUCAUUUCAGGAGAUUGGAAGACUUUAUUCAACAGCGUGGAUGGCACCUGAAUCACUGCAACGAGCACCCUCAGAUCUGAACACUCGAUCUGCCGAUAUGUGGAGUUUUGGAAUUCUUCUUUGGGAAUUAAGCACUCGCGAGGUACCCUUUUCUGAACUUUCUCCAAUGGAAGCUGGAAUGAAAAUAGCUUUGGAAGGGUUGAGAGUUACAAUACCCGCGGGAAUAUCAAGAAACAUGUUCCGGCUGAUCAAUAUUUGUCUAAACGAAGAUCCAGGAAGACGACCAAAUUUUGAUCAAGUUAUCCCAGUACUUGAAAAAAUGGGAGAAUAA